GAAGAAGAAGACAACUUCAACAUGGCGGCGCCCUGUUACCAUGCAUACUGUGCAGUUGGACUGAGCAUCUUAACAGGACUUUAACUUCAUCAAAGAAACUUGCUUUUGUUUGAUUAAAACUCAGAAGUGGAGGAAUGGCUACUGCAGGGAAGCAAAUAAAAAAGGAAAUAAAAAAAACAAUUCCAUCCAAGACUUCCUUCACCUCACCGUUCACUCCGAAAUGGAGCCCACUACCCCAAGAAGACAUGCAUUUUAUCCUGAAUACCCUGACGGACAAGCUGGUUUCCACUGGUCUUGAGAAGAAAGAGGUGAAAGUGUUUCGCCCUUGGAAGAAAAAGAAAGACAAGAAGAAUCCUAUCUCCAUAACAGAGCCUCAUCCUGAGGUGAGCAAAGACGCUGCAGUGCAGGGCUCUCCGAAAAACGGCUGGACGAAUGUGGCAGCCAGAAGACAACUGGCCAUCGGCAUCAACGAGGUCACCAAAGCUCUAGAGAGAAACGAGCUCAAACUGUUGCUGGUGUGCAAGUCUGUCAGGCCGAAACACAUGACAGAUCAUCUUAUCGCUCUAAGUGCAACAAGAGGUGUGCCGGCCUGCCAGGUGCCUCGACUGAGUCAGAGUUUGUCCGUGCCGCUUGGGCUGAAAAGUGUCCUCGCGCUGGGGUUCAGAUGCUGCGCCUCCAAGGAUGAUGAGGCAUUCACUGACACCGUUGAGGCCAUUACACCCAGAGUGCCCUCACCAGAUGUCACCUGGCUAAAAGGUGCAGCACGGAGUGUUAAACCUGAAGUCUCUGUGGACCCUGAAGAGGAGCAGGAGGGCGCUGGUGAAAAGAAGGGACAGAAAAGGAAACUAGAAAGUGAUUCUGAGGUCACAGAGUCUGCCUCCCCCUGUACCCUGCAACCUCUCAAAGUCAAGAGAAUAGUGGCUAAUCCUACAAAGAAAAGAAAAAGGAAGGCUAAGUCAUAGUUUGUUAUACAAAACAGAAAAUCAACAUUCAUUUUAGAAGAGGUGUUCCUUUGUUUUUUGAAAGUUAAAGCUAGAUGCUUCCAUGUGUUUCUUAAAAUGAGGUGUAGUCUACUUGUGAGCCCUUUUUUAAAAGCCUACAGCCUUUUCUAUUAAGGUUGUUAAAUAUGAGCUUUUAGUUAAGUUAUUUUCUUUUAAUUUUAGAAAAUGUACUCUACUAAGGUUACAAAAAAAACAUUUUGUGGAAGUUUUUUAUUUUAUUUAUCAAAACACACCAUGCAUGUGAGUGUACGUUUUCUGAAUUAAUUUUUCUCCCCUUUGGUUUAUCAGAAUCAUUGCUUAUGCUUUGUAGAUCACUCUGAGAGCAGUCUGUUUUAAACUUGGAGAUGAGUACAUAACAGUGUUCAUAGAACUCUUGAUAGACAGUGUUUGAAAGACUGGAUGGCAGUUAACAUGAUUUAAAAUGAAUUGUUUAGAGAUAGUUUGAAUGCUUGUGUGACAUACAUUUCAGAGUGAAAGCAAAUUGGUUACAGACAAAGCUUAUACUAUGUCAACUGAUUUAAUUAAACCUGUAAACAACA
Labrus bergylta (ballan wrasse) is the source of this 1540-nucleotide messenger RNA. It is a transcript of the gene rpp38, whose product is annotated as ribonuclease P/MRP 38 subunit. Gene Ontology annotation, molecular function: ribonuclease P activity; ribonuclease P RNA binding. Gene Ontology annotation, cellular component: fibrillar center; nucleolar ribonuclease P complex; ribonuclease MRP complex. The record is from RefSeq and is a predicted model, not a curated record. Lineage: Eukaryota; Metazoa; Chordata; Actinopteri; Labriformes; Labridae. Gene Ontology annotation, biological process: tRNA 5'-leader removal.